AUGUAUAUAUAUUACCCGUUAUAUCUUAGGAACCCUACUUGUUACGAUUUAUCUUAUAUUAUAGCAUAUCAGCAAGUCACAACAUUGUCUCAGUUAUUGAUCUCAUCCUUAUACAGUUAUUUCUACCUGUUCAAAAUGUUCCUGUUUUUGAGUAGUUAUUUACCAUUUUUCUGUAUUUUUGCAAAAUGUCGCACUGUUGAAAAUGCCCCGUCACAACAUAAACAGGAAAAGUUACUGUUGCAGCUGACUAUUAAAGCUCUUCUUAACAAAGUCAACAUUCUCAACAGGCUUAAUAAACAGCUGGAAGAGAAAGUAAAAAACUGUACAUGCAAGAAACCUGUUAAUGAGCUGCUAUUAAAUUCUGAUGAAGAUGUUAUGUUUUAUACUGGAAUUACUUCCAGAAUAUUAUUCGAUAAACUAUGUUCGUAUAUUACACCAUAUGUCAAACGUAAAUGGAGAGGACUUAAAGAAACCAAUAUUACCCUAGUUAGAAAAUAUAAAAGGACACCAAAUAAAUCUGGUGCUAAAUCAAAGUUAUGUGUCAAAGAUGAGUUCCUGUUAAUGCUAAUGAAAAUUAGGCUUGGAUUAUUAGGGCAAGAUUUAGCUCAAAGAUUUGGUAUUUCUGCUACUAUAUCUAGUCGCAUAUUUGCAACUUGGGUAAAAGCAACAGCAGGUGUAUUAAAAUCAUUUGUUUACUUUCCUGAUUAUGGACAUAUUGCUGCUACAAGACCUCCAAGAUUCAGAGAUGUUCAAAAUCUUCAUUCAAUAGCUGAUGGUACUGAAAUAUUCAUUCAGACCCCCAAAAAUCAUAUAGCACAACGGCAAACCUGGUCUAGUUACAAGCACCAUAACACUGCUAAAAUAUUGGUUGUAGUUUUACCUAAUUCUCAUAUAGAAUUUAUAUCCAAAGCAUAUAGUGGUUGCAUUUCUGACAAAGAAUUAACAAUGCAAUCUGGAUACUUAGACUUUGUUGAACCAUAUACAGAUGUAAUGGUAGAUAAAGGAUUCAAUAUUGCUGAUGAAUGUGCAGCUCGCUGUAUCAAUAUAAUUGUUCCACCAGGUAAAAGAGGUCAGAGCCAAAUGACACAAGCAGAUGUUAGAAAAACCACUAAAAUUGCAAAGUUGCGAAUUCUGGUUGAACAAGUUAUUUCUCGUUUAAAAAAGUUUCACCUCAUUGCAAAAGAAGUUCCUAUAACUCUUUUAUGUCACUUAGAUGACAUCAUUAUAAUUUGUGCAGCCUUAUGUAACCUCAAAAAGCCGAUAUAUGGAAAGUAA
Hydractinia symbiolongicarpus is the source of this 1275-nucleotide messenger RNA. RefSeq lists its product as uncharacterized. The transcript is spliced from 2 exons. Lineage: Eukaryota; Metazoa; Cnidaria; Hydrozoa; Anthoathecata; Hydractiniidae. The record is from RefSeq and is a predicted model, not a curated record. Bases 1 to 1275 code for a protein of 424 amino acids.